Molecule: messenger RNA, 7449 nt
Organism: Dermacentor silvarum
Lineage: Eukaryota; Metazoa; Arthropoda; Arachnida; Ixodida; Ixodidae
Product: serine/threonine-protein phosphatase 2A 56 kDa regulatory subunit epsilon isoform
Exons: 10
Coding region: 627-2159 (510 amino acids)
Biological process (GO): protein dephosphorylation; signal transduction
Cellular component (GO): cytosol; nucleus; protein phosphatase type 2A complex
Molecular function (GO): protein phosphatase activator activity
Source: RefSeq, a predicted model, not a curated record
ACGUGAGCCGAGCAGCCGAGCGUCUUCCGGAAAUUGCCGAACGCGUCUAUGUGUAAAAAAUCCUAGGUGGUCUGCUCUGCUCGCCUGGCGAAAGUGUAUGUGAUACAGGGGGUUUGUUUCCAAACCGCUCGCUUCCAUGUGCACGUCGAAGCCGUCGGGACCGGCGAGACCCGCGGCCGUGAUGUAGGAGGCACGCCCGUGGAAACGCCGAACCGACGCCCUGCGCGCCCGGCGCGACGAGCGGAUAUUUUACGUAUGGACGCAGCACCAGCACCACCGAUGCGGCGGCGAUGUUAGGCCUAAGAGUCGAGAGAUGAUCGACGCCGUUUAGGCCUAAACCGCUGCUUGUUUAUCGCGAAAGAAAACCCCCGGCGCGCCGACGCGGGGGCAUGGAUCCGAAGCUCGCACCGCGACGCGCCGCCGGCACACAGUGGGCGUCCGCCUGAGACGCCGAGAACACCGCGACCCGGGGCUGAACGAGGGAGUCGCCGGUAGCGAGCGGCCCUUCGGCCGCGCAAGCACCACCACCUCGACCCAGCCCGCUGCAGCCGCUGAAGGUUCCAAGUGCUUUUUUUCUUCCCUCCUUCGUAGUACUACCGUGCGCGUACACAAGGAAACGGCCAGGCAUGUCGGCUCACUCUGGAUCGCACCCGGUAUCGUCGACCGCGACGUUCGUCGACAAGAUCGACCCGUUCAAAAAGGGAUCGCUCAAGCGCAAGCAACGCAAAUCGCAGGGAUCGUCGCGCUACCGGUCCGCCAACGACGUCGAGCUCCAACCUCUGCCAUUGUUACGAGAUGUUGGUGCCGGGGAGCAGGAAGAGCUCCUGAUUCGCAAGCUGCGUCAGUGCAGCGUUGUAUUCGACUUCAUGGACCCCGUGGCCGACAUCAAGGGCAAGGAGGUGAAGAGGGCCACGCUGAACGAGCUGGUCGACUAUGUCACUGCUGGCCGCGGGGUGCUCACAGAGCCAGUCUACCCGGAGAUCAUACGCAUGAUUUCUGCGAACCUCUUUCGGACACUACCUCCAAGCGAAAACCCAGAUUUUGAUCCUGAAGAAGAUGACCCCACGUUAGAGGCCUCCUGGCCACAUUUGCAGCUUGUGUACGAGUUUUUCUUGCGGUUUCUGGAGUCUCCGGACUUCCAGCCAGCACACGGAAAGCGAGUCAUAGACCAGAAGUUCGUUUUACAGCUUCUGGAGCUCUUCGACAGCGAGGACCCGCGGGAGCGGGACUUUUUGAAGACGGUGCUGCACCGGAUCUACGGCAAGUUCCUGGGUCUUCGGGCGUUCAUCCGGAAGCAGAUCAACAACAUCUUCCUGCGGUUCAUCUACGAGACAGAGCACUUCAACGGGGUGGGCGAGCUGCUGGAGAUCCUGGGCUCGAUCAUCAACGGCUUUGCACUGCCUCUCAAGGCCGAGCACAAGCAGUUCCUGGUCAAGGUGCUCAUUCCGCUCCACAAGCCCAAGUGCCUCGGGCUAUACCAUGCACAGCUGGCGUACUGUGUGGUUCAAUUCCUCGAAAAGGACGCUACGCUCACAGAACAAGUCAUGAAAGGAUUACUAAAGUUCUGGCCUAAGACUUGCAGUCAAAAAGAGGUAAUGUUCCUUGGGGAGAUAGAAGAGAUCCUUGAUGUGAUAGAGCCAACGCAAUUCGCCAAGAUUCAGGAACCCCUCUUCAAGCAAAUAGCCAAGUGCGUCUGUAGCCCGCACUUUCAGGUGGCGGAGCGGGCGCUGUACUUCUGGAACAACGAGUACAUCCUGAGCCUGAUUGAGGAGAACAACCAGGUGGUGAUGCCGCUCAUGUUCCCCGCACUGUACCGCAUCUCCAAGGAGCACUGGAACCAGACCAUCGUGGCGCUCGUCUACAACGUGCUCAAGACCUUCAUGGAGAUGAACUCCAAGCUCUUCGACGAGCUCACGUCUGCUUACAAGGCCGAGCGGCAGAGGCGAAAGAAACGCGAGAAGGAGCGUGACGAGCUCUGGAAGCGGCUGUCCCAGCUCGAGCUGAACCACAAGUCCCGGCUGGCGGGCAAUAACGCUGUCGCGGGCGGCGGCGCAGCGGCGGCCACGGCUGGAAACUCUGCAGCGGCGGCGGCGUCCCCUUCCUCCCGUCCGGGCACCUCGCCGCCCACAAACAGUGGCGGCAGCAGCAGCAGCAACUAGCUUCUCUACUUUUCUCCUUUCUUUGCGCCGGCGGCGCCCCUCACGCCCCUUCUACACUCCACCGCCUCUCCAAGACACGCGAGGGACGACGACGACGGCCACGCUCUCUCUCUCUCUCCGCAAGAGGGGAGUGGGGAGGUUGCACCGCCAGGAAUCUAUGAUGGAGGACGAAGGAAGAAGUGCGGAGAGAAAAGAAUGGCGACAUUCCCCUUGCGGGAAUAGGUGGCGACAGCCUGCUCGCUUUUCUUGAAUUUUGUUUCCCCCUGAACCCUCCUCCUCCCCGGUAUAACUAUUGCGGUCGUUGCGUCUAGUUCCCUUAGUUCUUCUCUCCCUUCUCCCGAGCACUAGUGCCAUUGUCAAAACAGUGCUGCCACCGGCUUGUGUUUGUCACGCGAGGCUGGCUUUCACUGCAGCAGGAGAGACGGUCGAAAUGCUCUGGGACUAAAUUUCUGCGCAUGCGCCUAUGCCGUGGAGUGUUUUCGAUCCUCGAGCUGCUGGUUUACUACUACCACCUCUACUACUGCUUCGGGCAAGCUGUGUUUACUGGAUGUUUUUGUUUGGAAAGCAGCAGCAGCAGCAGUAGGCUGUUGAUUUCUUGUGGCGGUCCCGUCCCCUGCUUCGCUGAAAGCCACAGCACAGCUGCCUCGCCCGCGCCUGGCUUAAACUGCAAGUCGUCGACUGGACUGAAUGGUUAGACCCAACCCUGCUGCCUCUCUAAACCCCGAGUGUGUGCGUCUCCAAGCCUCGCACCGCUCUCCCGUUUCCCUAAGUUAUCCGCCGUCGUCGUGCGGCGGUUAGUGUGAUGACAAGGUGUGGUGCCGUUGCCGCGGCGAUGGGGCAGUGUGGCAAGCACUGUGUGUGCGUGCUGGCUGGGACUUUGGCAACGCUGUGCUGCGACGGUUACGAGAGUCAGAGGGAGCGGAGAGGGCAGCGACAGGGCACCACCUGCCAGAUUGCUGUGAAGGAAGCGGUGGACGCAGAGCUGGAACUAAGACAAAAUGUGACAGUGUUGAGCACGAUCCUUCUGUUUUUUUUUUUUUUUUAAAGUACUAUUCUUGUUUUCCAUCUGCUGUGUGUGCAUGUCCUUGUCCCCUUUUCCUUACUUCCUUCCGCUUGCCACCAGUGUCAUGACGAUAACUCUUGCACUGGACAACGAUAGUGGCCUGGGUCUACAUUUCUUUUCUUACUUUACUUUCUAGGCCUUUCUUUUUUACCCCUGUCUUUUGUUGUGCAGAACCUGCGUGUACAGCGAGUUCAGACCUGUUUUUUUUUUUUUUUCUGUUGUUGUUUCUCCACAGACUCUUGAUUGGUUUGGUUACCUGUGAGCCUGUAGCGAGUUGUUUGGACAUUGCGAAAAAAAAAAAAAAAAACGAACACGAAAGGGGCAUGGUGGUGUUGUUUUUUUCUUGUCAGUGGGUGUUCACAUUGAAUGGUCUUCUUGUUGCGCCUUUGUUUUUCAGGAAUUCAGUACAGUGCACUCUUGACAAAAACCGUGUGAGUAACAGAUGAGUCCGUACUGUCAUGUACAUAACAACCUCACUGUCAAACAAGGUUCUUAUUUGGGUUCACAUUUUGUUUGCUCUUUUUCUUUCCUGGACUGUAUGGCUACCCUUGGCAGUCAGGAGACCAAAGAGCAUUCGAAUGAAAUUGUGAAUGUUUACACUGCUGUUUGGUAUAAAGAAACACGCUAAAUUUGUUGUUCCCGCUGCUUCUCUGCGCCAAAUCAUCAAGAUGUAACUGAAGUCACUUGGAACGGUUGAAAUCCAUUGGACGGCUCCCGCAUAGCAAUGCCAUUAAUUUCUAAAUGCAUCAUCGUUUGUGCCGGAUCGCUUGCAUCUUCCUAAAUCUGACGCAGUCACACUGAUUGCCGCAUCCGGUACAUGUUGUUAAGCACCACCGAACGCUGCGAGCAAUGCUAUAGGUUGAGGACAUUGCAGUAGCUUGUAAAAGAUCAUGCUAACUUGCCAUACUGUUAGCUUGACUUGCUGUUUAUCAUGGUACUUAGUUUUUUGCAUCCACAUGUUUCAUUAUAUGCAGAGUGUGAUACGAGAACUUUUUAUUUUAGUCUGAGCUCGUGAUGUCUAGGGCUAGAGUAGUUUAAUUGCGUGAAAGCACAUCAAUUUUUUUUUAAUUGAGAUAUAUACUAGAUGUGGUGCAAACUUGCAGUAUAAUGUCAUAUCACUAAAUUGUUGCUGGCGCUUGCAUCGGGAACUGUCUCAACGCUGCGUCUUGUAAUUUACCCGUAGGUUGCGUUGUAGCUAAAGGCCCAGAAUGCCGAGUCAGUCUCGUAUGUUUUCAUACUAGCAACUGGUUAUGGGGACCGCGUUGUAACAGCAUGUCUGACUUAUUUCUGUCUUGCCCAGUUGGUUCCUGCUGAAAUUCUUGGCAUACAAGACUGCAUUUGUGCGCAAGAAUGCAAAAGGGGCUUUCUUAUAUACUUUCUAAUAGCAGUAAAGGAGCUUUUGCAGUGCACAUUUUUGAAUGCACAACCAUGUUGUACACACACUAUCAGUAACGAGAAUGCAGGUGAGAAGGGCGUUGCCCUUUCCGCAGUAGUCUCAAUCGCUGAAGCAUGGAUGCUGAACUGAGUCUGCUGGCAGACAGUGUGAAACAGGUCUGCUACAAUGGUUUCCCACCUCCCUUACCCAUUUAGGCACAGUGCAAUGAAUUUUGCCUUGUUUAGUGAUUUUGCGAUUGCUCUGCGAGGUAAUCUCCCACACACAAUUCAAUGCCGGAUAAUGGUGCGGGCCAUAAUUUGUCUGGGAGCUUUGCCUCCAUUAUGCCAAAUGUGUUAGUCAUGCAUCUCAAUUAUGUUUUUUUUUCUGUAAAACCUGUUGUGCUUGAACUAGGAAAGUGACGGACUUCUUUUGUUUGGUAUAUAGUAGGGAUUUUUUUUUCUAUUGAGUAGGAUGGAGCAAGAAGUUAGGCCAUAAAGCUUUGCAUCUGAGUAAACUGACUGGAUGUGGUCUGGUUGGAGCCUGCAAUGCAAGCUUCAGCGCACUAUCGCAAGCUGUUUUCACUUGUUUGUUUUUUCAAUCAUUUUGUUUUCUGGCGGGUAAUUUUUUUCAUUAAUAAUAUUAUUAAUAAUCUUGUGAAUAAAUGUAACAGUGAUGUCUGUGUGCAAAGGAGUUUACAAGCUGCAGUGCAUGAAUCAUCCAUAGACUUGAGGUAAUCACUGUCAAGAAGGAAACAUUCUGAUCCAACAAUGUUGUCACUGUCGGCAAUUGUUUGAGCGUCCACUACCUCUUGACACUGGAUGCUUGCGUCGUUUGGGAGUUCGGAACUCUCGUUACUCCGUUGAAGUGGCUACUAGUGACGAGGGAACGGAUGGGCUUUUCAAGCUAGCGAAAUCUUUUGAAUAACGCUACAUUAGGCGCUGGUACCAGCUACUGCAGGUUUGGCCAGGUGCGGGCUAUCAGUUUGGCUCAAACCAGUGACUGUGCUUGUCUAUGAUUGUGGCUUGUUUGGCUUUGGGUGGGUAGCCCUCGCAUUAACACAAACAUGGUGUGUGUCGUAGUUCUUACCGCAGUGAUACGUGGCCCCAAAUGAUGAAUCCACGAAUACGCGUUGUUGACCGGUGGCUCCUCACAGAAACUUCAUUUCGCCCACAUCCUUAUUUCAUUUUUUGUUUUUUUUCCCCCUCCCCUAUUCAUUCAUUGUAACCAGUCAUGUUUGGUUUUACCAUCUAUCAUUGUUCACCUCCCAUAGUCCGCAGUACCUGGGAAGCGUCGUGUUCUGCCAUCGAAGUGCCGUAUUCUGUGGAAAUCGCUGGACGGAGUAACCAACCCCUUCCCGUGACGACGACGCAAGUCGCCGAGUCUCCUGCGAAGGCGCCUACGAAUGAGUGGCAGUACCGUUUUUCCAUGCAACACUUUUGGCGUUGGCUGUUUCUUUGUCGUGGCAGGGGCCGCCUGACUGAUUGCACCACUUUGUGGGGGAACAGUUUUCCAAAGACUUUGUACACUUAUUCUCGCAUGGUCGUCACGUCCUCUGCAACGAGCCUUGUGCACUUUCUUGCUUCCCUUCCAUUCUCUCAGAGCCGUCUUUCCCUGGCGGGUGCUGUGGACCUAUUCAUUGGGCCCUGAUGGUUCCCUGGCGUUAAGUGAGGAGGGUGGUGGCUUUGAAAAGCAACAUUUUUGCAAGAUAGGGGUUGCGUGCCGUCCUGUUUCCCGUGGUCGAGAUUGGGGGGGAAAAGUGUGUAGUGUACGUGUGACUGCUAAAAGUGGAACCACCACCGGAAUUACGUCGGAUGACGUGGCGGUUAGCCGAGGACAAACUCGAAUCCAAGCUGUCUCGUCGUAGCACUCUUCUAGAUUUAUAUAAUCGGAUCGCCUAUAGUUUUCUUUAUUUGCAACGUUCACGACUACGACGGUAGUGCACGCCGGCGUCGUCAGGGGCCGCUGUGCAUCGAAGCCUGACGCGAUAUCGCGAGAGAAGGGAGAGGGGCUGUUGCAUUUCUAGGGUGGCAUUCCGGACACUGUCGAGUUCCGCCAUAUUUUCCAAUUCGCCAUCUUGUCAGGACUGCUCGGUUUGGACCGCAAGGCGGCUAAGCGUUCUCCGAUUGGCUGAAGAAGCAGAUAUGGCGGAAUUUAGCAACAAGAUGGCGGACAUUUUGUCCUGAAUAGCGCCCCCUGUACUCGGAAAGUGAUUCGAAUGAGACGGAGUGUUUAAUAGAACGAGCGAAAAAAAAAGCGCAAAUAUAUGCUUCCGGGGGUGUUCUUCCGGCACACACAAACUUUCCUUCUGACCUUUCCCCCACCCUUUCCUUUCCACAGCCGCCGUUCAAUGUGUAACAUACAAGUAAAUAGCGCAGUUCGUUGAGGUAGCAAGUUUUACUUUUUGACUUCGUCUGUGUAACUUGCCUGCUCCGCACAGCGUAGGGAUUUAAUGAUGCGGAAAGGAUACUGUGUGGAGCUUGUGGUAAAAAAAAAAAAAGAAGACGUACGUGGUUAUAAGGCGAAUGAGAUAAUGAAGUGUGGCCUGUUGUUUAUAUGUUUAUUUCUUCCUCUGCCCUUGCGGAGAUUUUUUUUUAUUAUUUACACUGUCUUGUCUUUGAUUUCCCUGACUUACUGUGAAGAGCCGGUGGUGAGAUACUGGCAGCGCCUGAUACGAGUCGCGUGACGAAGCUUUUUUUUUUUUUUUUUCAUUUUGUGAGAAACACCUUCACCCUUAAUUAUUAACUAUUAACCAGUGACUUGUAAAGCAUCACUUGUCACAAACUGUGAGGAUGGGUGAUGUGAUGUAUAAAAAUGAAAAAGGAGUAAUAAAAAUUUUGUGACAUGUCCACUGA